Cooperia oncophora is the source of this 423-nucleotide messenger RNA. Lineage: Eukaryota; Metazoa; Nematoda; Chromadorea; Rhabditida; Trichostrongylidae. The record is from the annotation of a GenBank genome assembly.
AUGGAAUUUAGUUUUACGGACGUUCCCGUCUCGGAUCCGUUCCUGUCUCUGGAGACGAAUCUCGAAGACAUUUCUGUAUACGAACACAGUCAGUAUCGACGAAUCAGCAUAGCACCACCCCAGGACUACUACGAUCCGAACAGGAAUCGUGAGAUCGGUUCCAUCGUUUCGCUCCUGCAGUCACACUCUCCACCAUCGUCGGAUCCUUACGCUGCAAUGAAGUUUUCACCGCCGAAUUUCGACUCGUCGCUCAACGGUGGUGGUCCGGCGAGUAUGCUGCCAAAACUUGGCCCUCCAACAGUACCACCGUUACAACUCAACCACUACCAACCGAGUUCAUUGGUGAGUUGUCCGUAUUUCUAUGGACUAACUUUUUACUAUUUCUUGCCCCACCAUUCAUUUCAUUUGGAGGGGAGCAAAUAG